AGUUAGUGCAUGGAAGAGGCUCUCAAAACGACCUGCCUAGAGAGAACGUAAGAAUGUCACCCUCCAGCAUGGCAGCCAGGUGAGCGAAUCGCGGAGAACUUCCCGCUCGAGUGAUGCACGGCGGACGGACGCUGCAGCUUGCAUGGCUGACGUGUUCGUUUCUGGUCCGAGAUAAACUCGCGCAAAGCUGUCGUGCUUGCGGGAAAAGGCUUUUCGCCAGCUCGUCUCCUAGUACUGUACAGUAGCAGCUAUCUUCUCUCCUGAAUACUGUAGUGUGGAACAGCAGUGGGCCAGCAUUCCCAGCUUCAACUUGAAGCUGUCGUUACUAGAGAGUGCGGCUCGACAUGUUUCUUCAUCAUGGCGUUUUGCCGUCUUUCCCCAACACUGUUACCCAAACGUUCGACGCCAUUGAUUGGUGGCCGCAUAAGAGAGCUGCUUCCGUUGAUGGAUAGACGGUCCACAUCCAAUGAAUGGAUGCCAUGGUUGCCAUGGCUGCUCCAACGUCUCUGCUGCAUGCUUGCCUGUUCGUUAGGCAGAAGAGCUGUUUUUUUCGUCUCGAGGGGCCCUCGCAUGGCGUUGCCAUUCAUCAGUCUCUACCCGGCGGAAGUACGCUGCUGUCAGUACAGUAUGGAUCCGCGAGCUUUACUGGGGAAAGACAGCCGACGCUGACGGAGGGUGGCUGCUUCGUCUUCGCAUCCAGCGGCAGGCAUCCUCCCAGAACUCCGUCCCUCCACUCCAUCCCUCUCCCUGUCCGUCUGUCACGGACGGACACAGUGUCCACCAUCUCCAAGGUUUGCACAGCCCGGGGCUCCCGGCUCCCAGACUAGGGAGGGCGAUGACCGCUCGUCAGCACAUCAUACCAGCACUGACUGACUCAGUCACGCCCUUGGGAAGCUGGUGUGAGAUUGUUGAGCCACGAAGCCUCCCUUUAGAAGCCGCUCUUCAGAAGCCUCUCUUAAAAGCCUCUUAUCUGAGAUCUGAGAUCGGCUUACUGAUUCCGCGUACUACGGAACGGCUAAACUAGCAGUACGUCAAGUACUUCAACUGUACUUAACUAUUAGUACCGCUAGCGUGGCUGCUGCUGUACCGGGUAGAUUCCGUCGAUCUCUAGGUAACGUGCCACCCGUUCGCCGGGCCGACACCACCUAGUACUGCUACUGAUGGCCGAGGCGCUCGUGCUUUUCGAAUCUCCGGCUCACAACAAAAUACUCCGCGCCACCAGUCGUGCCCCCCCCCCGCCAGCAGCAGCAGCGGCGGUGCUGGCGGAGAGUCGAGGCCACGUGGAGAGCCCCCAGCAGCCUCCAGCCGUGGGUCCCUCACCAUCAAGGCCUAGCAGCGACCUGCAGGGGUCUCAGCAGCGCGGGUCGACGCAGCUCAGGUGCCACGUGGCGAGUCCCUGGCGGCCUCCAGCCAUAUCCUCACCCUCAGGGCCUAGCAGCGACCAGCAGGGGUCUCAGCAGCGCGAGAUCGCGGCUUGGCCUGGUAGCAGUAAGCAGCAGAGGUCUCAGGGGCGCAAGUCAAGGCAGCUCACGUGCCACGUGGAGAGCCCCCGGCCUCCAACUGCCACGCUGGCCGAGGAAUCUCCAAGGAGCCUCCAGCCUCCAGAUCCGGAAGCUUCGAAGAGUGUUCGUCUGCACCACCGCAGGGCCAAAAGCGGGAGCAUCUGCUACGACAGCCACGUCAGCAGCCACGUCAGCAGCCCCAGCAGCAGCAGCAACUUGUGCCUAGACCCGCCUAUACGCGCUGCACCACGUGGCACGAGCAGUUGGCAGUUCAAAACACCUCCCAGUCCUCCCGGUGUUGCUGACGUGGCACCUGCCAUCAUGAUGACGGAGUGCCCGUUGACAGCUCCUGCUACAGCUCAGGCCGCUUCUGGACAGGGGAAGGGGAAUGGCAGCUCCCUGAACGGUCACAGCAGCCCUCGAUAUAAUCACACCCGGCAAUGCGGACAGGACAGCCCUCGAGACUGCCGCGCUUCUGGCGCUGGCAGCAUUGCCCCGCUGUUCCCGUCAGCUGGCAGCGAACCGUCGCCAUGUGGCGUGCUGAAAAGGAGUCCACGUGGACUCCCUCCCAGCAGGAGCAGCCCCAGCAGCAACAAUGCUGGUAGCAGUAGGGCUGCUAGUAAUAUUGGUAACUUCAGCUCGUCUGUUACCAGCAAGAGCAUGGUUACAACUGCUGACUCACAUCCAUUGUCAUUUGCCCCUGAACUCUCUCCGGACGACUCGGACGAGGUUUGGGGGCCACGGUUUGGAGCCUCGGUACCCUUAGUACGGUCCCCAGCCUCCGAACCUGGCUGGUCUGGGCGGUUUGCUCCAGUGGACCUGGACGAAUGGGGCUCUGCCACGUAUGCUGCUCGGCCUACUCACGGCGUGGGUGUGGCCGAUCCAUUUGGUGUUUGUGACGGCAAGUUUGGGAGCGGCAUUGCUGCUGACAGUGAUCCUGCCGAGGGCGAACUGCAGCGGUUCUGCAGCGUGGGGCACCAUCCUGCUUGUAGGAACCGUGGCUGGGGUGACCCGCACAGCGCUGUCUCUGCUCUGCACGUCCCGCUCUCUGCGCCGCACUGCUCUGCUCCUCCUCCUCCUUUGCACCACCGCAGCUCAGCCAUGAGGCAGCAGCAGCAGCAGCAGCAGCAGCAGCAGCAGCAGCAGCAGCAGCAGCAGCAGCGUGCGGUUCACAGGAGAUCGCACUCCCACGGCACUGCAUUGUCACGCGCAGACAGCUCCGCUGCAUCCCAAGCGCUCACAAGUCACCCGGGUCACCCAGCUUCGUCCCCAUCCGUCACCUCGCUUCAUGGCCGAGGCCGCAGCAAGGCGCUGAAGCACCCGCCUCUCCUUCAGGGAGAGCAGAAGGGGCAGGGGGGGCAGGGGGAACAGAGGCAGCAGAAGGAGCAGAAGAAGCUGAAAGGUCAGAAGGUGCCAGUUGAGCUAAGCAGUGGCGGCAGCAGGGGUGGUGGUGUGGGUGGGGGUGGGGGUGGGGGUGGGGGUGGGGAUGGGGGUGGGGGUGGGGGUGGGGGUGGGGGUGGGGGUGGGGGUGGGGGUGGGGGUGGGGGUGGGGGUGGGGGUGGGGGUGGGGGUGGGGGUGGGGUUGGGGUUGGGGGUGGGGGUGGGUGUGGGGGUGGGGAUGGAGAUGGGGGUGAAGCGAGUGACUCGGAUGACGAUUUCAUUGGGUUCUAUGCAGCUGUCAUGCGCAGCCAUGCUGCAAGCAUGAAGCGCCAUGCCGCCAGUGCCCAGCUGGGAAGCAGCUGGACUGGCAGCAACAACAGAGGAAGCUCCUCCCCUGUGAGCAGUGCAGUAGUGGGUAACAGCGGCACUGCGGACAGCAACCUAGGCAGCUCUAGGGCUACAGCGCGCGCGGCUUUGAGCAACAAUAAAGGAAGCUUCUCUGCCAGCAGCCCAGGAGUGGGUAACGGCGGGACUGCAGGCAGCAUCCUAGAGAGCUGUGGUGCUACAGUGUGCCCGGCUUUGUGUGAAGGCACUAACUUUCCUGCUACAGAGUGGGGUGUGCAGAUCAGUGGUUCUGGCACCAGUAGCAGCAGCAUCACCAGUUGGAGUAAAAGCAGCGUCCGUCAGACCAAGAGCAGCAGCAGCACUCAGAGCACCAGCAACAGUAUCUCUGAGAAGGGAGGGGGAGAAGAGAGGAAGGGGAUGGAGAGGAAUGGGAUGGAGAGAAAUGGGAUGGAGAGGAAUGGGAUGGAGAGGAAUGGGAUGGAGAGGAAUGGGAUGGAGAGAAAUGGGAUGGAGAGGAAUGGGAUGGAGAGGAAUGGGAUGGAGAGAAACGGGAUGGAGAGGAAUGGGAUGGAGAGGAAUGGGAUGGAGAGGAAUGGGAUGGAGAGAAAUGGGAUGGAGAGGAAUGGGAUGGAGAGAAAUGGGAUGGAGAGGAAUGGGAUGGAGAGAAAUGGGAUGGAGAGGAAUGGGAUGGAGAGGAAUGGGAUGGAGAGAAAUGGGAUGGAGAGGAAUGGGAUGGAGAGGAAUGGGAUGGAGAGGAAUGGGAUGGAGAGGAAUGGGAUGGAGAGGAAGGAGAGGAGGGAUGAGAGGAAGGCGAGGAUGGCAAUGCAAGAGGGGAUACAGAAGGAAACAGCGAGGAAAGAGGGGAACCCUAGGAGUAGCUUGACUCUAAGAAGCAGCCUUACUUUGGCGAGCAGCGUCAGCGCGAGCAUCCGAACGAGCAUCAGCAGCAGCCUUGCUGGCCGGUGGAGCCAACGACUCAGGAGGAGCACCAGCAGCGGGAAUAGCAGCGGGAGGGGCAGCAGGAGAAGCAGCGGGAGGGGCAGCAGCACCCAAACACGAGGUUCGGCAGGUGAGAUGUGUGAGGCACAAGGCAGUGAGAAGGCGAGUGAAUUUGGGAGUGGCCGGGGGAGUGGACAAGGGAGUGGACAGGGAAGAGAGGGCAGGUCCUGGAGGAGGAGCAACAGCUUCGGCCUCAGCAGCAUCGCCAGCAGCAUCAGCAGCGGAUUCCCGUGGCACUCAACUGAUAGCGACAGCGCCGUAACGCCUGGCAGCGUCACUAGCAGUGGUACCGAUGUUACAGUGGUACAGGUGUUACCAAUGGUGCCAACACAGGCACCGGUGCUUUUGCCUCCGAGUCUCGACCACCCCGGGCCAGGAGGUCCCAGAGCUGGGUGAGGGUGCGGCAGCAGCCCCGCAAUCCGUGGGAGGCAGAAGGCAUUGAUUACAGCUCCAAGGGGAAUAGUGCUGAGAAGGGUGUGAAACUUGAUGGCCAGUCAACGGAGUCAAAGGGGUCAGUGGGGUCAAUGGGGUCAAAGGAUGACCCAAGGACGGGAGGCAAGAGCAGUAGGCAAGGCCAUGACCUUCAUUCGGCUGAGGUGGCAGAGGGCAUGGCGUGCUCUUUUCAUCAUCAGCCGCACCUGGAAACACGCCAGGCAAGGUGCUCUCAUAGGGAUGAUACUCUACAAGGGCAUGGCAGUGGGAAUGGGCAUGGGAAUGGGAAUGGCCAUAGGCAUGGAAGCGGGUACCAGCAGGCAAGCAGGUGGACCUUGAAACAAUCACACAGGUUUUUGAGCCGGUUGAGAAAGGAAGUAACGUUCAAGGGAGAAGUUGAGCACAUCUUGUAGCCGUGAAAGGUUUUCGAGACCAGACAGCAAGCGAAAGGCUCAGAGAUGCACACAGAUAUCUCUGUGGAUUUCAUUUGUUUCCGCUUAGGGUCCCAACCUGUAUGCAACCUGCCUAUUAUAUGGAUGGAGCUUGUUUGAUUUCAUUCUACACAUUGGAU
Molecule: messenger RNA, 5229 nt
Organism: Closterium sp. NIES-67
Lineage: Eukaryota; Viridiplantae; Streptophyta; Zygnematophyceae; Desmidiales; Closteriaceae
Source: the annotation of a GenBank genome assembly